Messenger RNA from Lolium perenne, 1182 nucleotides. NCBI's taxonomy places the organism in Eukaryota, Viridiplantae, Streptophyta, Magnoliopsida, Poales, Poaceae. The record is from RefSeq and is a predicted model, not a curated record.
GCUAGCGGCGAGGCCUCCGCCAAGAAGCCAAAGACGACGAAACCACCUCCGCUUGACUCAAGGAAGGCGGAGCGUGCGCGUCUACGGAUGCUCUCGACGGCUGGCCAGGGCACACGCCCCAUCAUUCCCGGUGCCCCGAAUCCGAAAACCGCUGCCACGCGGACCACCAGCCAGGAGCCCAUCACGAAGUACAUGAAGAAAUCUCCGGCUGUUGGUCCCUCUACUCCAGUUCCACCCAGCGCUUCCCACCCAACUCCUCAACCGUCGCCUCCUCAGGCUGACCCAUCUCCUCCGCCUGCCGCAAACACUCCACCGGAGAUAAUUCCGGUUAGCAGCGGGCAUGUGGAGGAAGAAGAUCCCAAGGCCAAAAGCCCUGCCCAAGAAGAGGCGGAAACACAAGGCCAAGGAGAUGCGGAAGUCACUUCCGAGAAGGCUGGAGAGGGCGCUGGCGACAUAGUCGUUUUUCCGAAGAACUUCGGGGAUCCGGCGGACACCACUUCCACCCCCAAGGCGUAUGCCACCAAGUUUUUUAACAAGCUGACUGAGGCGGAGAAGUGGGAACUUGAACAAGACCUGCUCAACGCCAUGCUGAACAACGCCUGGGGGAAGCCGGAUUCCAGGACAUCAGAGAUCCAGGACUUCAAGAAAAACAUUGGCCAGUUCUGCGAUCAACUUAUCUGCAAGCAAAAGGAACAGCAGGCGCUGCAUUACGAGCUGCACAAGAACAUUGCCCUGCAGCGCCGCGUUACUCUGAGUCAGGCGGAAAAUAUCCGGACCCUGAAGGAUGAGAAUGCGGAACUGGCUAAACAACUGGCAGACGCCCAAGGCGCAUCCUCCUCCCUUGCAACAGCUUCGACUGAACUUGAGAACCUGCGCUCCUCGUACCAAGAAUUGGAGACGAAGCUAAAGGAGGCGGAACUUAAGAGGGAGCAGGCCGAAAAGCAGCUGGCGGAGAAAAACUCCGAGCAUAUCAGGGAAAAGGGCGAGCUGGAGCUGAAAAAGAAUGCUGACAGCGAGACCAUCAGGAGGCAGCAAAAGGAGCUCAACGGACUCCGGAAAUUUAUGGAGACAGCGGAGCAGCACUGGGACUUGCUCAAUGAGAACAUCUUGGAGCCGCUUGGGUACCCGGAACAGCGCCAGAAUUUAUUCCCACGGGACGAUCUUCUGUUCGUGCUCGCCUGA